Molecule: messenger RNA, 1279 nt
Organism: Danio aesculapii
Lineage: Eukaryota; Metazoa; Chordata; Actinopteri; Cypriniformes; Danionidae
Gene: trdmt1
Product: tRNA aspartic acid methyltransferase 1
Exons: 10
Coding region: 59-1192 (377 amino acids)
Molecular function (GO): methyltransferase activity
Source: RefSeq, a predicted model, not a curated record
UGUGCCAUGCUUAAACAGCUGCUGUCAAAACAUCACGAACCUCAUCUAGAAGUGAAAUAUGGAGAACAUGGAGCGACUGAGAGUACUUGAACUAUACAGCGGGAUAGGAGGAAUGCAUUAUGCUUUAAAGGAGAGCUCAGUUCCAGCGGAAGUUGUAGCUGCUGUGGAUGUCAACACAACAGCCAAUCAAAUCUACAAACACAACUUUCCCACUACACAACUCUUGCCAAAAACCAUAGAGGGAAUGACGUUGCAGGAUUUUGACAGGCUAAAUUUUGACAUGAUUUUGAUGAGCCCACCAUGUCAACCUUUCACCAGGAUUGGUUUGCAGGGAGAUGUUGCUGACCCCAGAACAAAGAGCUUCCUGUAUAUCCUGGAUCUUCUGCCAAGGCUCAGCAAGCGGCCACGCUUCAUUCUGCUGGAGAAUGUGAAGGGCUUUGAGAGCUCAGCUGCAAGGGAUGCUUUGGUUCAGACCCUGAGAGAGUGCGACUACAGCUUUCAGGAGUUUCUGAUCUCGCCAACAUCUCUUGGGAUACCUAAUUCUAGGCUCAGAUACUUCCUGAUAGCAAAGAGAGCACCAGAAACCUUCUCUUUCCCAGUUUCAACGGAGAUUAUUGAGGGCUUCCCCAUGUCUGAAUCUACAGACAGUCCACACAAUCAUCCCACAUCAUCUGCAUCCGAGAGAGAAAAGACGAUCAUGUUUAAGCUGGAGACGGAAGAAGAUUUGGAAAGGAAGAGGAAGCAGGACAGCCGGGAAUCAGUCAGGAGGUUGCUGGACUUCUUGCAGGAGGAAGAGGACAUGGAGCCGUAUCUGCUGCCUUCCAAAACCCUGCUCAGAUACGCUCUGGUGAUGGAUAUAGUUCAGCCCAGCAGCAGGAGAUCAGUCUGCUUUACCAAAGGGUAUGGUCAUUAUGUAGAGGGCACGGGCUCCGUCUUGCAGUCCUGUAUGGAUGUGGAUCUGGAGAUGGUGUUUAAGAGUCUGGAUCAGCUUUCAGAAGAAGACAAACUCAAGCAGCUCCUCCAACUCAAGCUCAGAUACUUCACUCCUAGAGAAAUCAGCAGACUCAUGGGCUUCCCGGAUCAUUUCACAUUUCCAAAGCACAUUUCCUUUAAACAGCAGUACCGUGUGUUGGGGAACAGCCUGAACGUCCAUGUGGUUUCACAUCUUAUACGUCUAAUGGUCGCAAAAUAGACACAUCUUAUAGAUAGCAUUGUUGUAUGUUGUUUUUAUUUUGUGUAAAUGUGUAUAUUUAUAUGAAUAAAUAAUGUUUUGAUAUUU